GGACAAAAGCAUUUCCCAUCAUCCAACCUACAAGGGCGGCAGUAACAAUGCCUGAGAAAUGGCAGAGACUACAUCUCUCGAACCAGUGCUCCUUGCCCACGCUUCUGUUCAGAUAUUCCCCGACCGCGAGCGGGUAUGAGUUCUACUUGACGGACCUCACCUAUAUCUGGUCCGAGAGCCUAAAUCGCCGGGCUAUUCUAAUAAGAGCCGAGGAAGAUGACACUACCAUUGAUCCAAGCGAAGACCUAGAUCAAUUUAAAGUUCUUCUACAGAAGAUAGGAGAUGCUCUAAACAAUGACCCAGAAAGCACUACAACGCUCGAUCACAAGACACCAGGAAAUGCCCUGGAGCUUAAUAUAACGUCUAAACUGCCAGCUCCGCUGAAGCCCCUUGAAUGGACAUUAUCCCUAUCAAGGGAGGCGCAAAAUUUUACCACUACGCACCUGCUUCUUCCCUUUCUCAAGGCUGAGGCUGACCGGGAGUCGCGCCAACAAACCCUUAUAGAAGAGCUCCAUAAGAAAGACUGGGCGCUUGGAAAGCUUUUCGACAAGAUUGAAGGUAUGGGCAUCGAUCUGAGUACGAUAUUCCCAGGGACGUCAGGUCUACGUGGUGCGCGAAAGGGCACAUUGCUCGAACAAGCUACAAAACUUAUCAAAGGGGUUGCGCCGUUCGACGAACAAGCUUGGCUUGACAAAGCCAACAAAUCAUCACCUGAUUCCGGCCUGGCUGCCAACAUCGUAGAAUGCAUUGGGGGGUCUGGAAAUCCCCGGCAGCUAGAUAGGCUAGCGCUUCCAGCAGAUGAAUGGUGGAAAGAUGUUGUCAUUCCUGAGAGCGUUACACUGUCUUUUGCAUCGAAGGACGACAAAGAGCCUACAGAGAGUAAGACACCUGUAGACGCCAUGGAAACGGAUUCCGAUGCAGGGACAGAGACAGAGGACGAUGAAUUCGAGCGACAAGAAACACCCCCAAGGCUAAAGAAGCCCAUUGAAACCGCGAAGAAACCCCCUUCGCCAAGAAAACAUGCAGCAACAGAAACAGAAACAGACGACGAUAACGAAGAAAACGAGAAAGAGAUACCCCCGCCAGCCAUGCAGCCAAAGCCGCAACUGCCUGCAGCAAAGACAAAGGGCCUGGGGACAAUCGGGGGCAAAAAGCAGUCCAAACGGAAACAAGACACACCAUCACCACCACUACGAACACAAACACACCAGCAACAUUCUAAGCCCGAUGUAAAUUUAGAUGACGAUGCAACAACAGCAACAAAUUCAGGAUCAGAUGACGAGCCCCCCGUUCCACUAAACCCAGUAACAACAAAGAAAGAGCCUCCUCCCAAAUCAGUAUCCAAAGGUUCACGCGGAUUAGGGGUAAUCGGUGGAAAGAAGAAGGAGUCACGACCCGAACCCGAAUCUGAAUCUGAGCAUGUUCCUGAAGAGCCUCCUAGAAGGUUAUCUCCCUCUCCACCACCAGCUUCCUCCGAGACUAGCAAAAGGAAACCAUUGGGAAAGCUAGGCGUUAUCGGUGGUAAGCGAGCCAAACACAGUCCGGGGCCUAGCUCGUCUACACCUGUACCUCCAUCGCCGAAGAAAGAGGAAGACGAGGAAGGAGGAGAGGAGAUAAAGCAUAACCCUAUGCCAGUUAGAUCACCAGCUCCUGUGGAACAGAAGUUAAAAAUGAAGGAAGAAACAGAGGAGGAGAGGGCAAAUAGGAAACGAGAAGAAUUGAAGAGACAGCUAGAGGCGAAGAGUAAGACUCUCGUGAAGAAGAAGAGGAGGUUCUAA
Messenger RNA from Aspergillus ochraceoroseus IBT 24754, 1778 nucleotides. RefSeq lists its product as uncharacterized. Bases 48 to 1778 code for a protein of 576 amino acids. Lineage: Eukaryota; Fungi; Ascomycota; Eurotiomycetes; Eurotiales; Aspergillaceae. Gene Ontology annotation, cellular component: nucleus; DNA ligase IV complex. Gene Ontology annotation, biological process: double-strand break repair via nonhomologous end joining. The transcript is spliced from 2 exons. The record is from RefSeq and is a predicted model, not a curated record. Gene Ontology annotation, molecular function: DNA end binding.